AUGUGGUGCGCUAGCGAGCGGUUUUCUGCAGCUUUACUUUUAUGUUCUGCUACGGCCUCAGGUGAAGACGCUGUUACAGUGACCCCGGGAGACACUGUCAGUCUACCAUGCACUGCACUGUUUGAAAAUAACGAUACAGCUGAACUUGUUGUUGAGUGGAAAAAGGAUAGGGACUCAUUAUGUAAAAACAAAAUUAGAAAGAAUAAUACGGUAAUUUAUUACUGCAAUCGUCAGUUCAGUAUAAAUCCAGAAACGUUUGGGCUGAUUAUAACAGGUGUUAACAGCAGCAACGCUGGUCUUUAUAACUGCACAUUGACCAAACUGAUACCACCACCAUCAGAAGAUACAUUUUCACUACUUCAGGUUAAUGUUUCACCAGGUCUCUUCCUACAGCAGCUGAACAGCAGUGACGUCACAUGUGUGGAGUUGUUCUGCACUCUGGACGGUUUGCGUCCAGAGCAGGUGAACUUCACUUGGACAAAAGCAGAUGAGAAGCUUCCUCACUACCACAACACCAACAUGAGCAGCACGCUGAAACUCUGCAAGCCAGACUGGUGGGAUGGAGUCACACUGACCUGCCAAGUCAGCUACUCUCACAACUUCACAGUCUAUAGGAAAAACAUUACACUCACAUGCAGAAAUACAGGAGGCUGCAAGGACUACAGGGUGGUGGUCAUCUCUGCCAGUAGUGCAUGUUUGGGCCUGCUCCUCAUUCUCCUUCUCAGUGUGGCUGUGUAUAAAAGUAAGAAGAGAAAAGAGACAAAUGAAAACAUAUUCUUCAAUAAUAAAAUCUACGAGAACUUCAAUUUCUUCAGUGCCAGACCUAAUGCUGAGCCCCACAAUGAUUCAAGUGUCAGAACUGCCGGUAGGCCUAACCUACGGAGAGGCCCGUUGACUGGAGAGGAGUGCAUCUAUGAGAACUAACAAUAUCUCAUGUCUCGCUUUUACAAAACAAGCCUGAGUUACAUAUAUUGUAGUAUAUAGUGUCAGUGACACUAUGAACUCCUCUCUAUCUUCAGUGCAAGAAGAAUGUGUUUUUAAAUGGGCCUAAACUAACUGCUCUAUUUCUCUACUGUGGUUGUAUCACUUAUAAAUAAAUUACAAAGAAUUUGUAAAUUUGUGCUUUGCCCUAGUAUCUCCACAUCCACAGGCAAGAGCUCUUUACAGCUGAGCAGUAACUGUAAAAGCAGACCACAGUGUAGCCUCUCAGAAAGAAUUGUGAAGCUGCAGUCUCCAGUCUGGGUUGAUGUAGGUAUCAGUAAUCACAUUUGGGUCAUUCACAAGAAGCAGAGGAACAACAUGAAAAAAAUAGCUGUUACUGAUUUAACAGCUAACAGUGUUCACAGAAACAAAUUAUACACUUAUUCAACUACUCUGUAUACUGAUCAGCCGUGGCAUUAAAACCACUUAACUAAAAUGGCAUAGAUCCCCCUCAUGCCACUGAAACAACUCUGACUCAUUGAGGUAUAGAUACCACAAGACCUCUGAAGGUGUCAUGUGGUAUUUAGCACCAAGACAUAAGCAGCAUAUGUCCUGCACGUUGCAUAGUCAGAAGAAUGACAGCAUUAAAAAAAAAAACCUUCUACUGAUUUAACCAUUAAUAAUGUUUACAGAAACACAUAUAUACUUUUCAUGAUAUAUUGCUGAACUAUUUUGUAUACAAAAAAAGAGUAAAACCUAAAACUGUUGUAAUACAUUAUUUAGUUCAGACUCAUCCACUGCAGGACAUGUGCUCACCCAGCAUUUAUCCUGUUGACAAGGAGAGAAGAUCACUUCCUUGUAGAGAGGUUUUCUGGUUUAAUACAGCUGAACCUUUCACUGCUGGUUCAAGAGUCCAGAGCUGUCAGUAAGGGAUUUCCUUUCUCAGACCAUAUAUUUUAACGAGAGCUAUGAGGAUGUAUAGACAGUGUAGCUGAAAAUAAAUAUUUGAGAUUUAAGACUUUAAGAUUUAAAUAUACCGGAUUGUAGAAACUCUAAAGUAUGGAAUGGAGAUUAGUGACAACAAAUAUAUCUGUCUUUAAAUACAUAAAUAUUUAUGCUUCAAUAUAUACUUUAGAAUGAAACCAGUACACACCCAUCAGUGCCUUAUCGAUAAAUUCAUUUAGACAUUUAUUUCAUUAUUAUACAGCACCAGUGUUGUUUAUUCCUUGCCGUAGGUGUUUGAAGUGUGAAUGUAUUUGGAAAUGACAUUUGCCCAAUCUAAAUGUUUAGCCUUCUUUGGACUUGCAGCCCUGUGGAAAUAUGGUGCACAUAGCCAAGAAACCUCACAGGACCGGAGGGUUGUCUAAUCCUGCUGGGGGGCAGUGCACUUUGUGUGAACCUCCAGAGAGCCCGCGUAAGACGCAGGCUCCGGCGGAGACUUGCAGAGUUAGAUGAACAUGGAUGUGACCACAUAAAUGAAAAAAAAAGCAUGAUUUUGAUCACUGGUGCAAAUUAUAUCUAACCUUUAUUGCAAAUAUCUUAGACGGUGUCACAUCAACUGUGCUACUUUUUGCAUGAACACUGUAUUCAUGAAGUUUUUUCAGUCUGGGUUCCGACCCCAUCAUGCUACUGAAACAGCAUUAAUUAGAGUUGGCAAUGAUCUGCACCUGUCAUUUGGCAGUCAGUGUACUGCUAUUCUCAUGCUCUCAGACCUGACUUAAUAUUCUCUGCACAUUUCCACUUGGUAAGGUAAUUUUUAGCAUGGUAUUAGUUUUCACUGACGUGCUGAUUACUUGUAACAGUAUGUAUGAGGUAUGCAAACUGUGCCAUUAGUCUAAAUAAAUCAGAGGAAUAUGUCAAAGACAACAAAUGCUGUAUGACAAAUAACAUUCUGCUUUGAAUUCCAGCAAAACUGUGCUUCUAUCAUGGCAGUGAUCACGGCCAAGGCAGUGAUAAACAAACAUUCUAAAUUUGUUCACAAUCAUGUUGGUUUCUGUUAUUUCAAGCACAGCUGUAAAAAGUCCUUGUGUAUUCUUUGAUUCAGAUCUCCCCUUCAGAGUUCUCAUUUGCAUCAUCACAAAUCCUCAUUCUGUCACUUCACUAAUAUUUCCAAAAUGUGAAAUAAACUCUCCUUAAAGGAUGCUGAGAAGCUGGUCCAUGCUUUCAUUACCUCUAGUCUGGACUAUUGUAACACUCUUCUGGCUGGACGAUCUAAUAAUUCACUAAACAAGUGCCAGCUGGUUCAAACUGCAGUAGCUAGCGUGCUCACUAGAACCUGAAAAUCUAAACAUUUUACUCCAAUUCACUCAUCUCUGCACUGAUGUUAACAGUGUUUUGAUGGUGAUAGAUUUUUUUUUA
Molecule: messenger RNA, 3279 nt
Organism: Electrophorus electricus (electric eel)
Lineage: Eukaryota; Metazoa; Chordata; Actinopteri; Gymnotiformes; Gymnotidae
Source: RefSeq, a predicted model, not a curated record